AGCAUUUUGCGGUUACAGAAUACGCAGUCCCACCUGUCAGUUUUCUCCCUCGGCUCCUCCCUCCGUUCCCCAGAGGGGCGAGGCGUUGCGAUGAAGCAGGGGCAAGAGCCUAAGCCGGCCCUCCGUGAAGCAGAACGCGCCCUGGUUCCAGCCCGUCCCACGGGCCGGCCUGGACGUCUCCAGCGCUACCUUCUGCGCGGCGAGUUCGACCAGCUGCGAGACUUCUCCAUCUUUGAGAGCAACUUCAUGCAGGUGACCCGGUUAGGAGAAGUUGCCAACAAAGUAACCAUGGGGGUGGCAGCUUCCAGUCCAGCCCUGGAACUCCCAGACCUGUUGCUGCUGGCAGGCCCUGCCAAGGAGAACGGACGCCUGCAGCUCUCUGGUCUGUUCCCCUUGCAGUUCGUCCAGCUCUUUGUCCACGAUGAAAGGCACUGUCAGCUCAAGGUCAAGUUUCAAACGGGCCGCACCUUCUACCUGCAGCUUCGGGGUUCACCCAAGACCCGCAACCGCAAGUUCGGCCAGUGGGUGCGGCUGCUCUACCGCCUGCGCUUCCACUCAGCCUGGGGAGCCGAACCCUUCAGGCCAAAAUACUGGGCGGCCAACACCUGGGACCAGGAGGAGGACCAGGAUGACGAGGACGACGACGAGGAGGAUGAUGAAGAGGAUCUGACCUAGGGGUUGGAGCUUCGGGCCAUGGACGUCACACUGGACCUCCCCAGGCCUCUCACUCUGAGGACUCUGAUUCCUCCAACACCCUUUGAAGUCCCCAAAGGGCCAGAGAGCUGUGUACCCUACUUUGGGGCUGGAGAGAUGAAUUAUUAAAGUUCAAAAGAUCGUCCACUUAAUAACUGAGAACCAGGUCGUCAGCAAUUCAACACGGCCGCCUGGCAGAAGCAGCCUUUCCCGGGUGGUGUCGCAUGGUCUUCAGGGCAUCACAUCCGGCCGCUGGGGGGC
This is a messenger RNA of Phyllostomus hastatus (greater spear-nosed bat), 954 nucleotides long. RefSeq names its product golgi associated RAB2 interactor 5A (gene GARIN5A). The coding region runs from base 91 to 675 and encodes 194 amino acids. Gene Ontology annotation, cellular component: nucleus. The transcript is spliced from 5 exons. The record is from RefSeq and is a predicted model, not a curated record. NCBI's taxonomy places the organism in Eukaryota, Metazoa, Chordata, Mammalia, Chiroptera, Phyllostomidae.